Dunckerocampus dactyliophorus (ringed pipefish) is the source of this 1012-nucleotide messenger RNA. RefSeq names its product steroid receptor RNA activator 1 (gene sra1). The transcript is spliced from 6 exons. The coding region runs from base 138 to 833 and encodes 231 amino acids. NCBI's taxonomy places the organism in Eukaryota, Metazoa, Chordata, Actinopteri, Syngnathiformes, Syngnathidae. Gene Ontology annotation, cellular component: nucleus. The record is from RefSeq and is a predicted model, not a curated record. Gene Ontology annotation, biological process: regulation of transcription by RNA polymerase II.
UAAAGGUCGUUAGCAGUGAUGUCAUCACCACUGAGGUGUCUGACCCCGGAAGUAAAAGCUCGUUUUUGUUGCCUUCAGAUUAGCUUGUUUGCUGUUUUAGCAACUAAUAAAAUUGGUUUUGCUGCCACUCUUCACACAUGGACGACAUGUACGUCAAACCCGGCAACCAGGAACGAGGAUGGAAUGAUCCUCCUCAGUUCUCUUACGGCUUCCAGAUGACCCGCGGACCACAGAGGAACCUUCUGAACAAGAGGCCAGCGGUGCCUGAUGUGGCAGCCCCACCCAAGACACCUCAGUCCAGCCCUCCAAGUGCACCCCCUUGUGGUGUAGCCCCACCUCCAGCAGCCCGCCUCACUGGCUGGAUGGCCACGCCUUCUGCUGCUGUAGGGCCAGUGAGCAUUCAGGCUGACGAUGACAGCGGACAAGCAGAGAAUGAGCCUGACCUGGAGGGCGUGGUCGGGGUUCUAGAGCAAGCGCUGGCCGCGUGCAGACAUGAAGUCACACCUCAGGUGUGCAGUGACAUGGAAAAGAGACUCCGCCUCUUUCAGGACAGUUGGACAUCCGCUCGACUGAGUCCUGCUGUGAGGAGACGCAUGAGGACAUUGUCUCAAGAGCUACAGGCUGGUAGGUGGGACCAGGCCGAUGAGAUCCAUCGAUCCCUGAUGGUGGAUCAUGUGACCGAGGUCAGCCAGUGGAUGGUUGGUGUGAAACGACUCAUUGCUGAGACCAGAAAGCUUAAUCCAGAACUCUUAGACUUUCUUAAGAACUCUGAAGGACCAGUGCAGGACUCUUCACACAGAACCCAGGACUCCCCGGAUCUGGAUCCAGAAUGAUUUUUUGCAUUUGUGAUGUUGUAGCUCUUGGAUUGUUUGAAAAGUAAAGCAGCAGGUGCUGGUUGCCAUGGCAACAGGAAGUGAAAGGUUGGUUUUAAAGUUGUUCAAACUUGUCAAACACUAAAAGGACAUUUGACAAAAUAAAAACGUCUUCAUGCUUAUAAGGAGAAAAACGAAGU